AUGGGCCUCCUAAUCCGAUCCGCACUACACCCCCACCUUACCCGCGCUGCAUCCGCCCUGGAAAGGCUUCUCCGCUUCCCCACGCUACCCUUCCCCUCACUCAGGCGGGUCUGGGGGCCACAACAGUUCCGGAGCUCUGGGCUGAAGAGAGCAGCAGAUGCAGGGGCAGCAGCAGCAGUAGCAGCAGCAGCGGCGGCAGCAGCAGCAGCGCCCGCAGUGCAAGCAGCUGGUGCGGAGACUGUAUCUCACAAUGCGGCAGCGGAGGAGGGGGUGGGGGAAUCACGGGUUGCAGCAGCGCGGACAGUGCAAGCAGCUAGUUUCGUAGCCCACGCUGCGGCAGCGGCAGCGGAGGGUGUGGGAACAAGACCGGGAGCAGCCGAAUUCGCUGUUGCUGCGACCGACCCCUCCCCUCUCAAGUCCUUCUCCCACUGGCCGCUCUCCAGUGCCCACCCGCUCCUCACAGCCGGCUCAACCCGUCGCAACCGCUCCUCCCUCUCCCUCACCACGCUCUCCGACCUCAACGCUGCCGCCCUGGCGCUGCACCCCACCCCCUUCGCCCUGCUCGCCCCCGCCACGCCCUCCUCCCCCUGCCGCCCCUUCUCCUUCUCCACCUCCUUCACCUUCCGCAUCUCCUCCCCCAAUGCCGCCGGGCUGGGCGGCGAGGGCUUGGCGUUUGUGAUGCUGCCGACGCCCACUCUUGGCUUGCCGGGGCCCUCCCUGGGGUACGGCCGACUGCUGCUGCCCCCGGGGAGCACGACUGGUGCUGAUGACUCACAGGUACGCGCAUCUCAUCAGCACCAGCAGUGUUCCAUUUCAGGUACGUGUCAUCUCAGGUACGUGUCAUAUCCGCUACAGCAGCAGCGGAGCCUGGCAGUGGAGUUUGACACGGCCUCUUCUCCCGAGUUUUGGGACCGCCCCGACCACCACGUGGGGGUGAACCUGCACGGCAGCAUGCUCUCUCUCGCCUCUGCCCCCGUGCACCCCCUCGGCAUUCCCGCCCUCAACGCCGGUCAGACCCUCCUCGCCACCAUCCACUACAACGCCUCCUCCUCCCUCCUCACCUGGCUGGGGGGGAACGACCCGGAGGCGGCAGCGCCCCCCCCGCCGCUGUUUGUGGGAUUCACAGCGGCCACGGGCAAGGGGGCGGAGCAGGCUCAGGCACAUGAGGUGCUGGGGUGGACGUUCCAAGUGGGGGAGGCGGAGGAUCCGCUUCUGUUUUGGGCGGCAGACUCGUUCUCCUUCCCCUACAUCACGCCAGCCACUCCCCUGCUGACACAUGGCAGCACACGGAAGCGUUUCUUCGCUGCCGACCUCUCCGUCGCUGCUGACGCGCGGUCCCCAUGGGACGCCUCUGUCCUGCUGCCCUCCUGCAAGUGCGCCUUGAAGCUCCCCUCCUUCGAGCCCACUCACCUCACUGGCCUGCCCUCCUGCUUCCCUGGUGAGACAUGGAGUGCAAGAGGUGAGGUGUGGAGUGCGUGUGGUAGGCAAAUGGUGGAGUGCGGUAGGCAAGUGGCCCUCACGUCCCCCACUCACCUCACUGGCCUGCCCUCCUGCUUCCCUGAGGCCUACUCGUGUCGUCAGCUCUCCAGCAACCCAUGCGCCCCGGGGUGUGCAUCGACAGUAGGCCUACACGUGUCGCCAGCUCUACAGCAACCCAUGCGCCCCAGGAGUGUGUAUAGAUGUUCAAGCGGGUGGCACUCGAAUGCCAACCUUCCUGUCCCAGGCGACACCUGUGACUCCAUCAACGCGCUCUUCAACACGCAGAUAGAGCCGCUCAACCCCGCGCUCAGCUGCUCCGAUGGGCCGAGGCACGGGCAGUUACUCUGCGUGGCGUUUGACCAAGAGUGGUACGACCAAGGAAACACUAACGUAAAGUGCAACCACUACGCACGCAUCACUCCAGCCACACCCUCCAGCAGCCUGCAGCAGACAGCCCCAUACACAGUCGAGAGCGUGCUCAUAAGCGAGCUUGAGAGCCCACAGACCUGCCAGGGGCUGUGGCAGGCCUUCAGCCUCGCCUCUCCCACGCGCUUCUUCCAGCUCAACCCCGGCCUUCCGUGCGACUCGCUGCUGCCUGACAGCCCGCUUCAAGGGAACUUUGUGACUGAGUCGACUCAAGUCACCCCUCCCACGCGCUUCUUUCAGCUGAACCCCGCCUUUCCGUGCGACUCGCUGCUGCCCGACAGCCCGCUGCAGGGCAACACUGUGACUCAGGUGGGUGGGAAGCUGUUACCAGGUGGGUGGGAGUGA
Closterium sp. NIES-65 is the source of this 2250-nucleotide messenger RNA. NCBI's taxonomy places the organism in Eukaryota, Viridiplantae, Streptophyta, Zygnematophyceae, Desmidiales, Closteriaceae. The record is from the annotation of a GenBank genome assembly.